AAAAAAAAAGAAUAAAAAAAAUUACUCCUAUCAUCAUAAUCGUCAUAAUCAUCUCAUAACCACCAUGGUCUUUUUCCCUAUGAUGCUACUCAAAUUAGCAGACUAUCUUCUGUAUAAGAUUCUUGCUAAUUCGUGUUAUAGAGCUGCUACAAAGGUAAGGAAUCAUGGGAUUUUCCAUAGGAAUUCAUCUUUCCGAUCAUCAUCAUCAUCAUCCCAACAACUGCCACUUUUUCCUAGCGUGACCAAAUGUACUUUGACCACCGAUAGAAAGUCCCAAACUAUGGUAUGUGACGUUAACGAUUGCCUAAUCCGAUCCCCAUAUUCUUUCUUACCUUUCUUCAUGUUAGUGGCAUUUGAAGGUGGUGGGAUUUUCAGGGCUUUUUUGCUUCUCUUUUCAUAUCCUAUUUUGUUGGUUUUGAACCAUGAACUCAAGCUUAGAGUCAUGAUCUUCAUCACAUUUUGUGGGCUGAAAAUAAAAGAUAUGGAUAGUGUGAUGAGGGCUGUUUUGCCUAAGUUUUAUCUCGAGAAUCUUAAUGUUCAUGUGUAUGAGAUUUUGGCUUCAUCGGGCAAUAAGGUUGUGUUCACUAGCUUGCCAAGAGUUAUGGUUGAAGGAUUUCUUAAGGAAUAUCUUGGUGUUAAUGUGGUCAAAGGGACUGAGUUGAAAACCAAGGGGAAAUAUUACACUGGAUUGGUGGCUUCUUCUGGUUUGCUAGUCAAACAUAGAGCUCUUAAAGAGGUCUUUGGAGAAAAAAGGCCUGAUCUCGGCAUUGGAAAUUCAACGAUUUAUGACCAGCUCUUUAUCUCCCAAUGCAAGGAAGCAUAUGUUGUGACCAAAGAAGACAUGACCAAAUUAGUCACAUUUCCAAGGGAGAAAUAUCCAAAGCCAUUAGUCUUCCAUGAUGGAAGGCUAGCUUUUCUACCAACUCCAUUAGCAACUCUAGCAAUGUUCAUGUGGAUUCCAAUCGGAUUGUUCCUCGCAAUCUUCCGAAUUCUCGUUGGCAAUUGCUUGCCUUACCAAUUGGCAGUCCUAUUAGGCACAGCAAGUGGUGUAACCCUUCAAAUCAUAGGCCAAAUCCCAUCAAAAACACCUCAAAAAAUUGGUGGUAAAAUCAACAAUAAUGGAGUCCUCUACGUUUGCACUCAUAGGACACUUCUUGAUCCUGUUUUCCUAAGCACGGGAUUAAGGAAACCCUUGACGGCCGUAACAUACAGCCUAAGUAAAAUGUCCGAAUUUUUGUCACCAAUUCGGACAGUAAGGCUAACAAGGGACCGGAAAAGAGACGGUGAAACCAUGCAGCGAUUAUUGUCGGAAGGCGAUUUGGUGGUUUGCCCUGAAGGCACAACUUGUAGGGAGCCUUACUUGUUGAGGUUCAGCUCACUGUUUGCGGAAUUGGCGGAUGAAAUUGUGCCAGUGGCAAUCAACACAAAGGUGACCAUGUUCUACGGGACAACCGCAAGUGGGCUUAAAUGUUUGGAUCCAAUUUUCUUCUUGAUGAACCCUAGGCCACUCUACAGUGUUCAUAUCCUCGAAAAGAUACCCAGAGAGCUUACUGUUGCUGGUGGGAAAUCUGGGCAUGAGGUGGCUAAUUAUAUUCAAAGACAGUUGGCUGAUGCUUUGGGAUUUGAAUGCACUACUUUAACUAGAAGAGACAAGUAUUUGAUGCUGGCUGGGAAUGAAGGUGUGGUUGAAGUACCAAAAAAGAAAUUCUAG
Oldenlandia corymbosa var. corymbosa is the source of this 1711-nucleotide messenger RNA. The record is from the annotation of a GenBank genome assembly. NCBI's taxonomy places the organism in Eukaryota, Viridiplantae, Streptophyta, Magnoliopsida, Gentianales, Rubiaceae.